GCCGUUAGUUUCCUCAGCAGGAACAGAGACGGGACGUUGGUGGGUGUGACAGCUGAAGUUUGCUGCGCUGUUCCGUGACGUGGAACAUAACCAAAGUCCUCCUGCUGCAGCAGCCUUCAGACACCAAACUACACAGACAUGUCGUUCAUACACUAAUCUGACUGUUGACAGACCAGCAGGUCCAGCUCCCGCUCCGAGGCUGGAACAGAGCCGUGUCCCACACACACAAACACACACAGACCUGGGCGCCCUGGGAGAAGGGAUGAUGCUGCAGAGGCCGUCAGCAGACAGCAGUGGCCCCGGGUUCACUCCUCUGGUGGUGGUGGAGCUGGCCUCAGACACUAAGGAGGAAGCCAUUGCAUGGCUGUUGAGCAGGAUAAGAGACCAGCAACACAAUGGAGGUGCUGAGCUGCUAGUGGAGCAGCUGGGCCCUGGUGUCGAGGGUCAAGAGAAGGAAAACCCAAACAUGUUUGUGGUGGGGGCUUCCUGGCAGAGGCUUCUCUCUGGUGCUGAGGAUGUUGGCCUCUUCAAGGAGUUCAGUGAUGGAUCCAUGAGAGGCUUCACCUGUGCCAACAAACACAACUUCAAAGACUUUAAAGGGGAUGGAGAUGACUUCCUUAGCAUGGCUGAGUGUCAGUACAUCAUUAAACACGAGCUGGACACAUUAAGAGCCAAAGAUGAAACUCAUGUACCAGGAUACACCCAGGUCAAACUCUACCCUGGGAAAUCUAUCAUUCGCAGACUGCAGUCCAAAGGAAUCCUGAUCCAAUUUUUUCCUCUCCAUGAAAAAGAGGAACUUAAGAGACUGUCUUUUUCUUGGUACAAAAAGAUGAAGUUAUCCUUUCAGCCUCUUGAUGACAUCAGACACUACUAUGGUGAAGGCCAGGCCCUCUACUUUGGCUUCCUGGAGUACUUUACCAUUGCUCUGGUGCCUAUGGCCCUCAUUGGAGUACCUUACUACCUGUUUGACUGGGAGGACUAUGACAAAUAUGUGGUCUUUGCUGUGUUUAACUUGAUCUGGUGUACUGUUAUUCUGGAGUUAUGGAAGCGGUGCAGUGCAUCACUGGCCUACAGCUGGGGCACACUGAGCAGGAAGAAAGCCUUUGAAGAACCCCGGCCUGGUUUCCACGGUGUCCUUGGGUUCAACCCUGUGACGGGCCGCGAGGAGCCUCUCUAUCCCAAUGCCAAGAGGCAGCUGCGUAUCUACCUUGUGUCCCUGCCCUUUGUCCUGCUCUGCCUCUACCUGUCUCUCUACGUCAUGAUGAUCUACUUUCAGAUGGAGGGAUGGGCACUGUCAGUCUAUGAUGAGGAGCCCACAUUCUGGACAGGAAUACUGCUGUUCAUUCCCAGUAUUAUCUAUGCUGUGGUCAUAGAGAUUAUGAAUCUCAUCUACAGAUAUGCUGCUGAGUUUCUAACAGAGUGGGAAAAUCACAGGCUAGAGUCUUCGUAUCAGAAUCACUUGGUUCUCAAAGUGUUAGUAUUCAACUUCUUCAACUGCUUUGCCUCGCUGUUCUACAUUGCCUUUGUAAUGCAGGACAUGGUGCUGCUCAGACAGAGUCUGGCUACCCUGUUGAUCACCAGUCAGAUCUUGAAUCAGUUCAUGGAGGCCUUCCUGCCCUACUGGCUCCAGAGGCGACGCAACAAGAAGAUGAUCCACAAAGUGCGCAAGAGAAGAACUCUGGAGGACAAAGAGCUUCCUCUGGCUGAGCAGGUCCGGCUGGAAGCCGAAAUGAGCACGUACUUGGGAACAUUUGAUGACUACCUGGAGCUGUUCCUGCUGUUUGGUUACGUCAGUCUGUUCUCGUGCGUCUACCCUCUGGCUGCCGUCCUUGUGGUGUUGAACAACGUCACUGAGGUUUACUCUGAUGCCUUCAAGAUGUGUCACGUGUUCAAACGACCCUUCUCCGACCCAGCAGCAAACAUAGGAGUCUGGCAGCUCGCCUUUGAGGCCAUGAGUGUGAUAGCUGUUGUGACUAACUUUGCGCUGAUCGGCAUGUCUCCACAAGUCAAGGCUUACUUCCCCGAAUCAGAGACACAGCUCAUACUCUGGACAGUGGCUAUUGAGCAUGGACUACUGGCCUUCAAGUUCAUUCUGACCUUCCUCAUCCCAGAUGUUCCCAAACACAUCCAGAUCAAACUGGCCCACUUGGAGUUUGAAUCAUUGGAGGCCCUCAAGAAAAAGAGACAGCUCCAUGGAGGAAAAUGCUCGAGGCCUCGGAGCUCACCAAGAUGGUGCAGUGAGGAGGAGAGGAGAGCCUACACGUACUGACGGACCUCCAACCCGCUUCACUCAGCUUUAACACAUCAUAGUGUUUUUUUUUUUACACUGACACACAUUCACAUGUAUGUAUUAUGUAUGUAUUAUUGUUUACCUGCAGCAUCUUCACAGCAUCAGUGAAGUUUGUGGUGAGAAUGGGGCAGACGGUGGUUCACACAGCUGUGUGUUCUGAAUGACAUGUACUGUAAUAAGGUUUUAUUUUGGUGUGGUGUAAACAUGGGAUAAAUGAAUUGAGUUUGGUAAAAGGUAUGUGUUGAUUCACAGAGGAAUGCUGGAUUAUAACAUAAUAUACUGGAGCAAAUAUUGAUUUUAUAUCUGAGACUGUUAAUGAAAGCAGUUCUGUUUGGUACACGGUCUGCUCUGUAGUCACUUUGGGUUUGGUUCAGUGCAAGUUUUUAAAGUUUGCCCACCUGCAGUUACACAGUAAAAAUACGUCACCAAAGCCUCCACCCAAUAACCUGCUGGCUCAUAGUAUAACUGAUGCUAAAGGUCUUUCAGUAUUACAGCUGCUCAUAACUAAUUUAAAGUUGUUUUUUUAAAGAGCUCAUAAAUUCAGGCAGACCUGACUGGAAUUGAUCAGGACGAUGAGUGACUCUCGACUUUUCUGCCUGAACUUGUGAACAUGAAAAAAGUAACAAAACUUGACAUAAGUCGUGAUCAAAUCUCACAAUUAGAUAUUCAGUUUCUAGUUCUUAUUUGUAUCUUUAAAGUAACUAUGGUCUGUGUUUGCUUCAGUAUCCAAGAGACCGUGAUGACAAAAUGUUCACUUGUGUUGUCUCAGCAUGUGAUGUGACCAGGGUAUAAUCUUAUGUAUCAGUUUGUUACUUCCAGUGUGACGAAAAUGACUUGAAGUUUUAAGCCAUGCAUUCUUUCAACACCCCUGGUGCCUUGAAAUGCAUAUUUGUUUUUAUAUGCUCUAAACACACUCCUUUGGUAUUUACGUCUUGAAGAUGUCAUGGAGAAUAAAUUAGAUUGAAACCUCA
This is a messenger RNA of Lates calcarifer (barramundi perch), 3261 nucleotides long. RefSeq names its product anoctamin 10a (gene ano10a). NCBI's taxonomy places the organism in Eukaryota, Metazoa, Chordata, Actinopteri, Centropomidae. The record is from RefSeq and is a predicted model, not a curated record. Gene Ontology annotation, molecular function: chloride channel activity. The transcript has 15 exons. Gene Ontology annotation, cellular component: plasma membrane. The coding region runs from base 263 to 2269 and encodes 668 amino acids. Gene Ontology annotation, biological process: chloride transmembrane transport.